Molecule: messenger RNA, 3005 nt
Organism: Carcharodon carcharias (great white shark)
Lineage: Eukaryota; Metazoa; Chordata; Chondrichthyes; Lamniformes; Lamnidae
Gene: irx6a
Product: iroquois homeobox 6a
Exons: 8
Coding region: 1090-2307 (405 amino acids)
Biological process (GO): regulation of transcription by RNA polymerase II; cell development; neuron differentiation
Cellular component (GO): nucleus
Molecular function (GO): RNA polymerase II cis-regulatory region sequence-specific DNA binding; DNA-binding transcription factor activity, RNA polymerase II-specific
Source: RefSeq, a predicted model, not a curated record
AAUAGCUUUAACAGGUGAUUUAUUUUGAAGAACAGAAAAGACAAAAGUUUGCAAAUAUUCCUUUCACAGAAGCAUUGAAAUCCCUAGGUUAGCAUUUUAAUGGCUUAAAACCCACUGGACCAUAAUUUUGUUUUGUUAAAUUUGCAGCGGUCCACUGGCGAAUCUGAUUUAUUGCAAUUAUCAAAGACACUAUAAAGAGCUGACUGUGGUGCCAUGAUAUUUCUAGGGCAAUUAAUUGGCGCUUGAUCUACUUUUAAACCCUGUGAAAGAGCUCUGCUGUAGUUACCACCCUCCUGCUCUUUGAUCGGAUCACACGUCUGGCCGCUUUAUUGUUGUACAGCAGCAGCUCUCUAGCGCCGCUGUUAGAGCAAGCUGGUAAUUACCGCGAGUUGCGCUCCACAAGGACCGUGAAUCACGAAGGAGACACGGAAGGGGUGGGGGCGACUCCUUUCCAAGCUCCCAGCCCGGCCCACCGAGUGAUAAACAGCGUUGAACAGAUUUUAACCGCAUCUGGAGAAGUGCAAAAGAACAAAAACACGACCUAUCACCGCCCAAGUGCCAGUGACUUCUUUGCUCAGAAAUAAAUAGCUGAGACGUGUAUGUUAUGUAUUUACUGCAGAAGUGCUCCAUUUAGCUGGUGAAGUUUUGUAACAAGUCUAAUAAUCAAUAAUGAGCAUUACGUGUUAAUUGCAGGUGGAUUAAACUGGAGGGACGGACUGGCUUAAAAGUAAAACGGUUCAGAACUUUGCCUCUCAGUUCGCCGGGAACAGAAGAGAAAGAUGUGCUGUGAUCUGUCACCAAAAAUAUCCAUUAAGACGAAAAUGGUCAAAAUUAGGAGUCCACGAGAAACAGCGUGUGACCCACAUUCUACAACACACAAGCCGGACUGUAUAUAUUCAUCCCGAUUCAAACUAAUACUCAUUUUUCGUGUCAGCCAGUCCCAGCACGACGUGUUGUGAAGCCGGCUCCAGGUCUGUGUCUGAGGGCUCCGCCGGGCCGGCCCAGGCUGCUAUUUGUUGCCCUUCCUAUGAUAACAGACUGCUGGCCAACGCCAGGACCGAGAUUAACGCAGCUGCCGCGGCGCUGGGCAUGUACAGCAGCUCUCCCUAUGCAAGUGCAGCCAGCCAAGGCUAUGGGAACUACCUUACAUACAGCACAGAUCCUCCUGCUCUGUACUCCUCACUGAAUUCGCAAUACGAAAUUAAAGAUGGCACUGGAAGUUUACACUCAGGAAUUGCUCCGCCAACUGCCUACUACCCGUACGAUCACUCCUUGGGGCAAUACCAGUAUGACAGAUGCGGCACCAUGGACUUCAACAGCAGUACCCGACGUAAAAAUGCGACCCGAGAAACCACAAGCACUCUGAAGACCUGGCUGUUCGAGCACAGGAAGAACCCUUACCCCACCAAGGGUGAGAAGAUCAUGCUGGCUAUCAUCACCAAAAUGACUCUGACUCAAGUGUCCACCUGGUUUGCAAACGCAAGGAGGAGAUUGAAGAAAGAGAAUAAAAUGACCUGGUCACCCAGAAACAAAGGAGGGGAUGAGAAGAAAGAGGAGGGCGAGAAGAAGGACGGGGAGGAAUAUGGCGCGGAUAGUACGCGUAAAGAUGAGAAAGAAUACAGAGAUGACAAAGAGUUGAGGCUGAGUGAUCUGGACGAUUUGGAAGAUGAUGAGUCGGGGAAGCUUGAAAGCGACCAAGAAAAGGCAUCAAGUGAGAUCACCCCAAGGCGAAGUCUGGUGGAGGCUGAGGAAAGUAACUGCAAUGUGUCGCCUCAAAGCAGUCAGCACACCUUCUCCUGCCCGACAAACAACUCCACCCUUAGGCCAGACUUUCUCGAAACGAGAACGAAUAAGCCAUCUGUUUCAGUAGCGAGCAACAAUCUCCCGCAGCGCUUUGGGGCAGCAGAGAAGCCGAGGAUUUGGUCUCUGGCGCACACGGCAGCCUCCAGUACUCUGACGGGCUGUCAGAGUGGCCAGUCCCGGACAGUGAGGUACUGCGCCGAGGUGAGGCCGUCCCAAGGCACGGUGAACCAAGUAGAUGAUAUCAUUUCUCUCCGAGACUCUUCACAGGCAGCCCGCAUUCUGAGAACUUCUGCGUUCAAUUUGCAAACGCUUGUAGCCACUGGUCAGCUGCACUGUGCUUCUUAUCCUGCACUAGACAACUGCCAGUAUACAUCAGGGACUGAAGGAUUUUUGAGAAACGUGAAACCUGAUAUGGGAGCGGCAGAUAUCGCCGAAACGUGUCUACUUCACCAAGAAGAGAAAGUGAGGACAGCCUUCAGACCUGUGCUGAAGAGGUUUGUUUAAGACAAUACGACGUAAACCAAGGGGAUGCUGCACAACUCCUCUAUUUUCUGCACUAGUGAUUUGACAAUACACUGGAGAUGUAUCCGUUUCUUCCCGAGCACUGGCAUUGACUUUAAAACGGAUGCGCUUUCGACUUCACCAGCGGUCAACGAUGCUUUUCAAAAAUCAGAAACGCCGCUUCCAAUCGUUUUCCCUUGCACGAACUUAUUUGUCCUCACUUGGGAGACAAGAAAUGUACAAGAAUCAGGGGAGGCCGUUGGGCUGUUAUACGAAAUAUACCUUAUAAUAAAUAUUAAAGCACUCCACAUCCUGCCACACAUUGCUCCCCACGCCCCCAUUUUAUACAGUUUUAAUUGGAGUGCGGUCUGGUUGCAGUUUACUCUUUGAUUCAAAACUAUUUUGCGUUUUACACAGAUCCUUCUACUUGUUUACAUUGCAGUUCUCUCCACCCCACCCCACACCCCCACCCGUUCGCUUUAUUUUGUUCGUGCUGUGAAAUGUGAAUAAAUUACACUUGUCAAACCCAUGUAACGUGAUGAUUGUGAAAACUGCAGACUCACGGUGACCUAUUUAAAACGAAGGUAUGUUUUAUGCAAUUAAAUCAAUCAUAUAAAUCGCUGAAGCGCUACAUAGAUAUUUUGUUCUUGUAAGAGAUGUUUUCAGAGUUCAAAAUUAAAAAGUUCCAUUUGAAAAAAAAA